AUGUGGUCAAGCGCAAGUCACGACGGGGCCCAGCAGUCCGUACUGCUGGCAUUCGGAGCAUUGACUGCGCUCUACGCGUCGUGGAAGAUCCUGAGCAUGCCCGUCCCGCUGCCGGAUCCCGGCAUGGAAGACCUCUUCCGUCCCGCCUCGACGCUGCCGAUACUGGGCAACACCUUGGACGUGCUGCUCUUCAACCGCUACCGAAUGAGCGACUGGAUCAACGACCAGACCGACGCCAGCGAGGGCAAACCGUGGAUCCUCCAGCUGCUGUUCCAACCGCCGUGGGUCGUGCUGUCCAUGCCCAGCGACCUGGACGACGUCUUCCGCGACCAAUUCGACGUGUUCGAGAAGGGCGGCACCCUCGGCGAUAUCUCGUUCGACGUGUUGGGCAACGGGCUACUCAACGUCAGCGGAGAUAAGUGGAAGCAGCAGCGUCGCGCUGCCAGUCACCUCUUCUCUACCCAGAGCAUUCGAGAUGUCAUGGAGCCCGUGAUCCGAGAGAAAACACUUCAGCUUCGAGACGUCCUCGCACAAUGUGCAGAUCGUGAACAAACGGUGAGCAUGAAGUCGCUGCUGGGCAAGUUCACAAGCGACGUGUUCACCCGCAUCGGGUUCGGCGUGGAGCUCAACCAACUCGGUGGCGACGUCCUCGUCGACGACAUGCACCCCCUGGAUAUCGCUCUACAUGCGGUGCAGAACCGAUUCCAGACCCCCAUGUGGAUGUGGAAGCUCACGCGGUUCCUCAACGUCGGAGCUGAACGGCGUCUCCGAGAGAACAUGAAGAUCGUCAACGACAUGGUGCGUGGCAUUAUGGUCCGAUCCAUCGGCGACAAAACCCCUGGAGAUGGCAAGAAGAACCUCUUGACAUUGCUCAUGAAGGACGACGUGGACGCCGACCCCCGUGAGCUUCAAGACACGGCUGUGAACUUCUUCAUCGCAGGGAAAGACACGACCUCCUUCAGCUUGUCGUGGCUUAUCGUCAUGAUGAACCGGUACCCUCGAGUUCUGCAGAAGAUUCGCGAAGAGAUCGCAUCAGUGCUACCGGGGCUAUUGACUGGAGAAAUGAGCGCACCAACUCUCGAGGAUACGCAGAAGCUCGUGUACUUGGACGCCGCGGUGAAGGAGAGCGUGCGUCUGUGGUCCGUUUCAACGUAUCGGUGCACGACGAGAGACACGACACUCACGAGUGGAGCAUUCAUCGAAAAGGGGACGGUGGUGGUCGUGUCCAAGUACGCCGCUGCCAGACGCAAGAACGUGUGGGGGGACGAUGCCGCGGAGUACAGACCCGAGCGUUGGUUCGACGAGAAGACCGGCGAGCCUAAGAGCAUCACACCACCGCAAUUCAUCACCUUCAGCACGGGGCCACGGAAAUGCAUCGGCAUGCGUCUCGCUAUGCUGGAGAUGAAGACCGUCAUGGCUGUGUUGUUCAGUCGCUUCGACAUUGAGACGGUGGAGGACUCAUUCAAGAUCACGUACGACUUCUCGUUCGUGCUACCGGUGAAAGGCCCACUAGCUGUGCGGAUUCGUGAUCGCACAGCCCCAAGUGUCUAA
Molecule: messenger RNA, 1551 nt
Organism: Phytophthora sojae
Lineage: Eukaryota; Oomycota; Peronosporomycetes; Peronosporales; Peronosporaceae
Exons: 1
Coding region: 1-1551 (516 amino acids)
Molecular function (GO): monooxygenase activity; heme binding; iron ion binding
Source: RefSeq, a predicted model, not a curated record